Messenger RNA from Medicago truncatula (barrel medic), 2361 nucleotides. RefSeq names its product protein high chlorophyll fluorescent 107. Gene Ontology annotation, molecular function: single-stranded RNA binding; protein binding; mRNA binding. The transcript is spliced from 8 exons. NCBI's taxonomy places the organism in Eukaryota, Viridiplantae, Streptophyta, Magnoliopsida, Fabales, Fabaceae. The coding region runs from base 33 to 1988 and encodes 651 amino acids. Gene Ontology annotation, cellular component: chloroplast. The record is from RefSeq and is a predicted model, not a curated record. Gene Ontology annotation, biological process: mRNA processing; regulation of translation.
AGUUGAGAAACAGUUUAAUCCGUUAACCAGAAAUGAACUCAAUUCCCUCUCCUCCACCUUCUUCAUCUCCAAGUUCUACAAUUCUCACUCAAUCCAAAAACCCUAACUAUCUCUUCAAAUUCAACCUCAAAGUUCCCAUUUUACCCUUCCAUUCUUCAUCUUCCCACCUCACUGCACAUGCACCGUGUUGCACUCUCAGGGACUCAAAUUCAGUGUUGGAGAAAAAUGCCCCUUCCUCCGAGCAGAGUACCCGAAAUUACAUUCCACCGAAAGACUCAAACUUUGAUGGAACGCUUGUGGUUCGCCGGCCGGAGUUUUCCGGUGAAAACUCCGGUGAGGAGGUGAAAAAGGAGAAGGAAAUUGUGAAAGAGGAAGCUAAAGCUUCUUCAAUUGAUGUUGGGUUAACGACAUUUGCGAAGAAGAUGCCGAUAUUUGAACCGGGGAGAGUUGAAUCAGACUCCAAAGAUAAGCUUUUGACUGUGAAUUUGGACUUGGCGUUGUAUAAAGCUAAGGUUUUGGCUAGAAACUUUCGUUAUGAAGAAGCAGAGGAAAUGCUUCUGAAGUGUUUAAGCUAUUGGCCAGAAGAUGGUAGACUUUACGUGGCACUCGGGAAAAUUAUGAUCAAGCAAUCUAAAACGAGUCAAGCUAGAGAGAUUUAUGAGAAGGGUUGCCAGGCUACUCAGGGUGAAAAUGCAUUCAUAUGGCAGUGUUGGGCUGUUCUUGAAAAGAAAAUGGGAAAUGUCAGGAGAGCAAGAGAACUUUUCGAUGCCGCAACGGUUGCUGAUAAGAAACAUGUUGCUGCUUGGCAUGGUUGGGCAGUUCUAGAGUUAAAGCAAGGAAAUAUAACGAAGGCAAGGAAUCUGCUUUCGAAAGGUCUUCAAUAUUGUGGACAGAAUGAGUACAUAUACCAAACACUUGCAUUGCUUGAAGCUAAGGCAAAUAGAUAUCAGCAGGCUCGAUAUUUAUUCAAUCAGGCCACAAGGUGUAAUCCUAAAAGCUGUGCUAGUUGGCUUGCUUGGGCUCAAAUGGAGGUGGAACAGGAAAACUAUCGUAUCGCUAGGAAAUUGUUUGAGAAUGCAGUGCAAGCGAGUCCUAAAAAUAGGUUCGCUUGGCAUGUCUGGGGCAUUUUUGAAGCUAACCUGGGCAAGAUUGACAAGGGAAGAAAACUUCUAAAGAUAGGCCAUGCUCUAAAUCCAAGGGAUGCUGUUCUCCUUCAGUCUCUUGCAUUAAUAGAAUACAAACACUCAAGUGCUAAUCGUGCUCGUGUUUUGUUCAAGAGAGCGUCUGAAUUGGAUCCCAAGCAUCAACCUGUUUGGUUUGCUUGGGGUUGGAUGGAAUGGAAGGAAGGAAAUUUGAAUACUGCUCGAGAAUUAUACCGAAAAGCUUUAUCAAUUGAUCAGAACAGUGAGAGUGCUGCAAGGUGUCUCCAGGCAUGGGGUGUUCUGGAGCAGAGGGUUGGGAAUCUUUUGGCUGCUCGAAGAUUGUUUAGAUCCUCGUUGAAUAUAAAUUCUCAGAGUUAUGUGACAUGGAUGACAUGGGCAUCACUGGAGGAAGAUCAAGGAAAUCCUGUGCGUGCUGAAGAAAUUCGUAACCUUUACUUCCAGCAGCGCACAGAAGUUGUAGAUGAUGCUUCGUGGGUUAUGGGAUUCUUAGAUAUUUUAGACCCUGCCAUUGACAGUUUGAGGAGACUCCUGAAGAUGAACCCGAAUUCGUUCAACGUGCCACCUGAUUCCAUGAGAAAUAUUACCGGAUCGAAGAAAAACAUGGUUGAUUAUUCUAGUGAGGAUGAUGAUAAUGAUGUGGACAAUGACAGCGAGUUUGAUUUGGAUGCUUUCAUUAUGGACAGGUUAUCCAUAGAUGUGUCCAAGCUGGAAGUUCAACUGGAAACGCCGAAAUUUCCUUCUACUAACAAAAUUUUGUCUCCAAGAAGGAUAUGGCGACCAAGUAGUAGAACUGCCAACCAAAGUGUAAGUUCAAAAUACAGGUAAUAGUUCAGGGUUGAGCCUUGCAUAGUACAUAUCGGUUUCUUGUCAAAUUAACUUUGAAUAGUUCAGUUGGGCUAUUGGGACUUGUUCUGUUUGUUGAGGCUGUUUUGCAGCCUUGGACCCAAAAAAUAGUCAUAUCACAUAGAACACAUGAGAUAUCUUGCCCUAUGCUGAACAAGGACAAGAAAUAAUUUAAUGUAAACACAGUAUACUAAUGAGAGAUAGUAUUGCAUUGUAUUCAAGGGAAAAAACUUGUUCUGGGCAAGGCUGUCUUCAAAAUAAACAAGGUAAAUGUAUUCACCUUAUAGAUUUUUGUAAGUUAAGAUUAUGAUGAAGGUUAAACUGUUGAUAAAAUAUACUGCAACAAGUUCACUUU